Molecule: messenger RNA, 1980 nt
Organism: Hypoxylon trugodes
Lineage: Eukaryota; Fungi; Ascomycota; Sordariomycetes; Xylariales; Hypoxylaceae
Product: DNA glycosylase
Exons: 4
Coding region: 185-1390 (401 amino acids)
Biological process (GO): nucleotide-excision repair; base-excision repair, AP site formation; base-excision repair
Cellular component (GO): nucleus
Molecular function (GO): damaged DNA binding; 8-oxo-7,8-dihydroguanine DNA N-glycosylase activity
Source: RefSeq, a predicted model, not a curated record
CUUUUAGAUAUCAACAUCUGUAAGUAACGACCUACGCUUAUAUCGUAAAUACGAACAAUAUCGAAGCUUCCUGCGAUUAGAUCCAACCAUCAACUAUUUUUACUUUUUUGUUGUUGUUGUCUUUUUUGGUUUUUUUUUGGUAUGCUAAAGGGACCACAAUCCUAUUAAAUUGAUUAAUCGCGGGAUGUCACCUAUAAGGGUAUCUGAAUGGCGAAAGCUACCCCUAAGUUUAACUGACCUAUGUAUUGAAACAACCCUCCGAUGUGGACAGUCCUUUCGUUGGCGUAAAAUAGGCGAUGAAUGGAACUGUGUUCUCUAUGGCCGAUUGCUUUCGUUAAAGCAAGAUAAGAAUUAUCUUCACUACAAAGUGAACUCACCCGCAAUCAAUACACCAACCUUGACACCUCCAUUAUCUAUCGAGGACGGCCCUAAGAUUGACAGCGAGGAUGAUACUGAAGCAUUUAUUAGACAUUAUUUUAGUUUAAAGCAUGACUUGGCUUCGCUAUAUGACCAAUGGUCUGGGUCUGAUCCCAACUUCCGAAAGAAAGCGCCAAAAUUCACAGGAAUCAGAAUUUUAAGUCAAGACCCGUGGGAAGCAUUGGUAGCCUUUAUUUGCAGUAGUAACAACAAUAUUUCUCGUAUCUCACAGAUGGCUCACAAACUCUGCAAUCAUUACGGCCCAUUAAUCGGGCAUAUUGGUGACGAAGCGUUUCACGAUUUUCCAACUCCGCAAGCUCUGAGUGGGAAAAAAGUAGAGGCCCAUCUCAGAGAACUAGGAUUUGGUUACAGGGCCAAGUACAUCGCAGAGACGGCCCGUAUAGUUACCGAGGAGAGACCGAAAGGGUGGCUUGAAAGCUUGAUCAAUCCUGAGAAUCCGGGUUGGGAUAUGACGAAUGCUUCCGAACCACCUACCUAUAGACACGCCCACGAGCAGCUUCUCCUUCUCGCAGGAGUUGGGCCAAAAGUUGCAGAUUGUGUCUGUCUAAUGGGCCUUGGCUGGGGGGAGGCAGUUCCUGUGGACACACACGUAUGGCAGAUCGCACAGAGAGACUACAAGUUUGGCAAGGUCAAGACGAAGACCUUUUCCAAAGUCAUGUACGACUCUGUCGGUGAUCAUUUUCGAAAGAUCUGGGGUCAACAAGCGGGAUGGGCGCAGUCAGUCCUUUUUACUGCCAAUUUAAAAUCAUUCUCGGAGCAAGCAGCGGGCAAAACAAAGGAAGUUGACGUCAAAAUUGAAGUUGAUGAAGUCAAACAAAAUAUUUCAGCUGAGAAACCCGUGUCUCGCCCGCGAAAGAGACAACAGAUUACGGUUGCAGAAACAGUAAAAAUUGAAGAGGGUGUCUCAGCUAGAGCAUUACGAGCAAGCAAGAGAAUAAGAACCAAAGCCUGAGUUCGGCAUUUCAAUUCGAACGCCCAUCCUCGGCAUCACUCACCCUUUAUCUACAUCGCCGAAAUCAAUCCUCUAGGGAAGCACGUAGUUAUCCAGUUGCCACGAACGUAUCUAAUCUCACGCCACGGGAGAAAGAAACAGGACGGGGCCGGGAAAAGCCAUGGACGGUUCCAAUAUCCAGCCCCGAUCUUAUUAUGAAUAGACAAUACCUAACCUAUUCGAAUAAAUCAACACCAUCAGUUACUUAUCAACCAUAGCCAGCACAAUUUAAUAUCAAAAGAACCCCUAUGGAAUCAAUAAUAUAAUAUUAAUUUGAAGGCGGCCUUCCUUCAGUCAAAUCGUCGUCAUUGAAGCGCCUAUCGCGAGAAGUGUGAAAUUGAGACCAGGAGCAUUGUUGACGAUUCUCGGUGUGCUGCGGUGGUGUCGGCCAUUACGGGCUAAUAGGUCGGGAACGGCGGAAGAGGUAUGCCACGAGGCCAGCUAUCGGAUCGACUGUGGGCUCGUUGGGACCCCGACCCCUCGUUGGUCCUUGGACAAUCAUGUGUGACGAAUUCAGGCCUCGACUAGGAGUAGUUCGAUUCCUGAGUUGG